AUGACGUCCGACAGCCAUGCGGUUAGAAUGGAUUCUACGGGCCAAAACACAUUCGCGGGCAAACGACCAACGUUCCAUUCAUUCGAAACCAGUGCUGCCAUCAUUAAGAGAGGCGGCUGGAAAAUCCGCAAUCCUGACAUCCGAGAGUUGUCUGACAAGGCUACCGCUCAAGCCUUUAUCAAAACCCUCCCUCGGGGCGAUCGGCGUCGCAAUUGGGAGGAAAGUCGUUUCCGGUUGCUAUGCAUCAAGGUCGAGAAUCGGAGUCAGAUCCUCGAGCAGACAGCCAUUGUGAGCACGGCAGCUGAGUCGGGAUGGAUAAACAGCGAAUUUGCGACAAACAUUAUAAAAGGGAAUGCAGGAUCUGCGGUUCUCAUGGAGAAGGGAAAUAUCAGUAGUAGCAUCCGUCUUUCCUUCUCCUUGUUGUGUGCAUUCCAAACUGAGAUUUUGAGAGCAGGUCUCAAUUUCCAGACCCCAAACGACAAGCUGCCCUUUAUCACUCUCUCCAUUUCAGAGCUCCAUCGACCGGGACGUCAACGAGGAUCUGACUGGGUUUGCCUUCUUUUCACGGGUCCGGGGGUUGAUUUGGAGUGGUUGCUCAGCGAGCAUCCAUUCCCAUCGGACUAUGCCUCGCUGUUUCCAGACUUCAUGUUUCUGCCUGUCUCCAUCCUCAGGCAAGAAGUAGAGCGCGUCGGGGCUGGCUUGAUGAAGUUGAAGGAAGACGUGCUAGAUAAACACGGUGAAGUCUUGUCCAGCGAUCCAGCGGACCUCGGUGACACCAAGAAAACUCUUUUCGAGCUGGACAGGAAAUACCUCGAGCUGCAGGAGAGGUGGAAGUUUGGACAAGUCCUUGCUGCAAACCUUAUCAAAUGCUUUGGCGAAAUCGUGAGGUUACAAACCAAGGAAAUUGACAAGUUGAAGUACUCAAAAACCCUCUUGCAGCAGGUUGAGACCCAGAUCGCACUCUCGAACAUGGCACAGCAAGAACUUGAUGCCAUUCCUUCGAGGUUGAACCAGCAGCACCGGAUGAUUGAUUCCAAAUUGACGAUAAUGAUUGCAGAGGACACUCGCCGCGACAGCUCCUCGAUGAAGACCAUAGCGGUGCUCACCUUGAUCUUCUUGCCAGCCACUGCUCUGGCGUCCAUUUUCGGCAUGUCCAUGUUCGAUUGGAAGGCCCAGGAGGGAAAGGACAUUGUCUCUCAUCGUUUCUGGAUAUAUGUGAUUGUCGCAGUUCUGCUAACAUUGGUCGUUCUUACUGUCUGGUUCUUGUGGUACGCGCGGACCCAAAGGUCGUAUGAAAAGAUAUGGCGAAAGGAUGAUGUCGAAUCCGCCAACACUUAUAGUUCGAAGCCAGAGGACUAG
Messenger RNA from Exophiala spinifera, 1359 nucleotides. RefSeq lists its product as uncharacterized. Gene Ontology annotation, molecular function: metal ion transmembrane transporter activity. The record is from RefSeq and is a predicted model, not a curated record. Bases 1 to 1359 code for a protein of 452 amino acids. The transcript has 7 exons. Lineage: Eukaryota; Fungi; Ascomycota; Eurotiomycetes; Chaetothyriales; Herpotrichiellaceae. Gene Ontology annotation, cellular component: membrane. Gene Ontology annotation, biological process: metal ion transport; transmembrane transport.